GCAGCAUCCCCUCCCUGCUGCAGGGAUGCAGCAGCACCAGGGCAGAGCUGCCCCCGCGGGUCGGGCUGCGCCGAGCCCGGCGGGGUUCGGGCACCGCAAGGACGAGCCCAGCCGGCACGUCCGGCCCCUGCCGCUGCCCCCCGUGCAGCAGAACCUGAAUUAUUACCCGCAGAUCUUCUGGGUGGAUGGCUGUGCCGAUGCAGGGGCUCCCUGCCCCCCGGCUCCUCCCGUGGCUCCUUUCCCACCGCCGGUUCCCGACAGGAGGAGAAAACCGCGGAGCGGCGGGGAAAGGAGGAGCGUGGGAUCGCUCGUGAUGUUCCUGCUGAUCCUGGUGGCUUUCACGGGAGUGGGGCUGAGCAUAUUCAAGAUUUUUCACCUGGAGAAGGAGGUGGAUGAACUCAGAGAGUCUGCCAGCGCUGAGCUCAUCCCUCCAGCCUCUCAGAAACUCACGGGUGAGUCUCAGCCCCUGAGAAAGGAGCCCAGGAAGGCAGCACAUCUAACAGGCACCCCAUCCCAGCAGGACCUCCCUCUGGAGUGGGAGCCCAUCUCUGGCCAUGCCUACAUCGGGGGCAUCCAGUACCAGGAGCGGGGGCUGCUCAUCAGCGAGCCGGGGCUGUACUUUGUGUACUCCAAGGUGCUGUUCCGAGGCAGUGCCUGUGACAGCCAGCUCCUGUCCCACGUCGUGUACAAGAGGAACCCGGCCUCCCCCGGCAGCCUGGUGCUCAUGGAGGACACAGCCACCCACUUCUGCACGGGCCAGAGGGCCUGGGCCAGGAACAGCUACCUGGGGGCUCUCUUCAAGCUCAGGAGGAUGGACAGCCUGCAUGUCAACGUCUCCAAAAUCGCCCUGGUUAGCUUCGAGGAGUCCAAGACUUUCUUUGGCUUGUUUAAGCUUUGAGAUGGAGUUUAAAAGGCAGCCCCUUCACACACACACACACACAGUGGUGCCAUAAAACCCAGCCAGGAACCGUGUUUGGGCUUCAGCACGAGGGCAUUCAAGCAGCUGCUGCACCAGCCUGAGCAGAAUUGCACAUCCUGUCCUCACAGAAACCCCUGACAAACCCAGAGUGUGGUGUGCUGAAGAGCUGCCUGCUGAGAAGAUGCUGCUGCCCGUGGUGUCACAGCCCUGCUGGGAGGUGUCUGACAGUGCUGUGGGCAUGACAAGUGGAACCUGCUGCUCCCCCCAAGCCAUGGCUGCCCCCCUGCCCAGCACUGUGACUGCUGCAGCACAGGCACUUCCCUCUGGCUGGGCCUGGGAUAGGUGCUGUGCUCACUUUGUGUUAAGUUAUGGACCCUUCCCAUCCCAGAAGAUGCUCCCCAACCACUUUAUUUAACUCAUCCCAAGUGCCUUGCAAGGAACUCACCAGCAGUGCCACGAGGACUGUCUGUCCCAACUAAUGCUAAACCAGCACAGUGUCCCAGAAGUGACAAUUUCCAAGCAGCAGUGGGGCUCGAGGUGAAAGCAGCACCUCCAGCCCCCUCCUGCCCUUUCAGCACACAUGGAGGGUUCUCCAUGGUCUGCCUCCCCUCUCCUGGUGCAGGUGGUGACAAUCCAUUGCUUCCAUGCCAUGAGAUGUUCUGCCCUCAGGAAAACACAGAUGACAAAUAUAUAUUUUUCUAGUGAAUGGUGCUGUCCUCUCCUCAUUUGGUGCUUCUGGGCCUCUGUGACCAGGGGUCAGUGCCUCAUUCUUCCUCCAGCAGCGUGGCAGGAAUCUGGGAGCCCCAUCCCUCUCUGCUUGGAAGUGUGCAGGGCCCUUUCCAUGAGGAUUUGGAGCUCCAGCACCAGAACAUCAGGGGAGGUGUGGUGUGGGCAGCACAGACCACUUUGGCCAUCAGGAAGGGGCUGAUCUCAAACCUCAGUUUAGAGCCAGCACUUGUGGCUGAGCAGAAGUGCUGCUGUCCCCAAAGGCAUCACCAGAGUGACCUCUGGCCCCAGGAACACUUCUCACAGAGGGGUCUGAAGGGCAAGGAAACAAAGUGGUGUUAAAAAAACCAAACCAAAUUCUAUUUGUUCAUGCUGGUGCCAGCUCCACGGGGUUCCAGCCCUGGGGCUGCCACUGGCACUGGCACCAGGCAGGGCACAAAGGAUGCA
Oenanthe melanoleuca is the source of this 2092-nucleotide messenger RNA. RefSeq names its product Fas ligand (gene FASLG). The record is from RefSeq and is a predicted model, not a curated record. The transcript has 4 exons. Lineage: Eukaryota; Metazoa; Chordata; Aves; Passeriformes; Muscicapidae. Gene Ontology annotation, biological process: immune response; positive regulation of canonical NF-kappaB signal transduction; extrinsic apoptotic signaling pathway via death domain receptors. Gene Ontology annotation, cellular component: membrane. Bases 26 to 898 code for a protein of 290 amino acids. Gene Ontology annotation, molecular function: tumor necrosis factor receptor binding.